Messenger RNA from Aricia agestis (brown argus), 693 nucleotides. RefSeq lists its product as uncharacterized. The coding region runs from base 179 to 649 and encodes 156 amino acids. NCBI's taxonomy places the organism in Eukaryota, Metazoa, Arthropoda, Insecta, Lepidoptera, Lycaenidae. The record is from RefSeq and is a predicted model, not a curated record. The transcript has 3 exons.
GCCUGGUAAGGGAAAACCAUUAAGUCGACUUGAGGAGAGGGUGUUAAGAGUAAUUGGGAUCACUGCAAUAACUGGAACUCAAGCCAUAGAAGAAGCAGGUUUUCAAGAACCAUCUUUACCUCAAGUGAAUACAGCUGAAACAGAAGAAAGGGUACCAUCACCAGAAGAAAUUGAGCUCAUGACAAUACCUCCAGAAGAUACAUCCAUAAUUACAGUGCCAGCAGAUGUAACAUCUCCUCCACCAGCACAUCCAGUCAGUCCUGUGCCAGGCCCUUCUAAUAGUAGAACUAUACAAGGAGAAAGAUCGCCGGUAUCUUCUUCACCUCGUCGUCGCAGUCUCAGACAGCGAAGACGCCAAACACCUUUCGACCGAGCCACCAGUGAGUUUGUGGCAAUAGAGGAGAAUCGAUUGCGAUUCGAAAGGGAUAGGGAUGCGCGUCUAUAUGAGCUGGAAAAUGAACGACUCAAAAUAGAAGCACAACGUGUUCAACUUGAUAGGGAGCGAGUUCAAGUUGAAGCAGAACGCGUUUGGGUCGAAGAAGUCCACACCCACGUAGAGGCAGACCUGCGUGACUCCACACAACAAUUGAAUUUAAGAAUAAUAGCUUUGAUGUCACUUUUAGAAACUCGUGAUUUGAGACCUAAUUAAUUUAAUUUUAUAUCCUACUCUUAAGCUAAUUUCAAUUUACGACA